AUGUUCAAAGAUUCCAAAGACCCCGACGGUGACUCCGAAAUGGCCUCCUCUGUUGACUCUGUCUCCGAUGUCCCGGGCAAUGGCGCGCGCACCCCAACUCACAACCCUCAAGCUACUGCGGCCGCCGCAUCAGAGCUCUCCCCGCCCGGUUCACAACCACAACAAGCCCCCAGUACUACGACAAUGAACAAACCGAAGGGUGUCGAACUUCCGACAGGGACUGGACCGGCUAAGGCGACAGACCACGUCAUUGCGGCGUGGAAGGGCAAGCGUGCAAAGGAAGACUUUCAGCGGGCAAUGGACCAUGUAGUCGACAAGGACUUUAAUCUGAAUGAAUUUGGUGAUCCGUUUGAUGAGCGCGAAUUGAAUAAGCCAUUCGAUGAGCCUGGUUUGAACAAGUCGCUCAAUGAGCGUGUUUGA
Penicillium longicatenatum is the source of this 420-nucleotide messenger RNA. RefSeq lists its product as uncharacterized. NCBI's taxonomy places the organism in Eukaryota, Fungi, Ascomycota, Eurotiomycetes, Eurotiales, Aspergillaceae. The record is from RefSeq and is a predicted model, not a curated record. The transcript is spliced from 2 exons. Bases 1 to 420 code for a protein of 139 amino acids.